Molecule: messenger RNA, 1090 nt
Organism: Vombatus ursinus (common wombat)
Lineage: Eukaryota; Metazoa; Chordata; Mammalia; Diprotodontia; Vombatidae
Product: guanylate-binding protein 1-like
Exons: 6
Coding region: 141-1073 (310 amino acids)
Molecular function (GO): GTP binding; GTPase activity
Source: RefSeq, a predicted model, not a curated record
GAAAGCCCAGAAAUGCCCAGGACUCAGAAGCCGAGACUUCAGAAUAAAGACGAACAGUCAAGAACUAGGGGAGGAAAACGACAGCAGAGGAAGUUACCCUCCUCAGAGUAAGCGGGCACUGAUAAUAAACCACUUUCAACAUGGCCACUGCUGUCCACAUGCCAGCCCCAGUGUGUCUAAUUGAGAACGCUAAUGGAGAACUGAUAGUGAACCAGAAAUCACUGGAGAUUCUCUCUUCAAUAACCGAGCCUGUGGUGGUGGUGGCUGUUGUGGGCCUGUAUCGCACUGGCAAGUCCUACCUGGUGAAUAAGCUGGCAGGGAAAAAAUCAGGUUUCUCCUUUGGCUCCACAGUGCAGUCUCACACCAAGGGCAUCUGGAUAUGGUGUGUUCCUCAUCCCGAGAAACCAAAUCACACCCUUGUUCUCCUGGACACUGAGGGGCUGGGUGAUGUGGAGAAGGGCGAUAACAAGAAUGACACGUGGAUCUUUGCCCUGGCCGUGCUACUGAGCAGCACCUUUAUCUAUAACAGCAUGGGCACCAUCAAUCAGCAGGCAAUGGACCAGCUGCACUAUGUGACUGAGCUGACAAAGCGCAUCAAGAGCAAAUCUGCUCCCAACACUGAUGAGGUAGAAAACUCCUCAGAAUUUGUGAGCUUCUUUCCAGACUUUGUGUGGACUGUGCGUGAUUUCACCUUGGAGCUGGAAAUAGGUGGGAAACCCAUCACCGCUGAUGAGUACCUGGAGAUCUCACUGAAGCCUAAGAAAGGCAAACCCGAAGAAGUUAAAAUGUUCAACCUACCUCGUCUGUGUAUCCGCCAGUUUUUCCCCAAGAAGAAAUGCUUUAUCUUCGACAGACCCACCCACAGAAAGAAGCUUUCCCAGCUGGAGAAACUUCAUGACAGUGAACUGGAUCCUGAAUUUGUGCAACAAGUUGAAAACUUCUGCUCCUGGAUCUUCCAGCAUUCCAAGGUGAAAACUCUCCAGGGAGGCAUCAUAGUCAAUGGGGCCCGUAAGUCCUUUCUCUCUCCUAUUCACCUGUCCAGUACUGUUCUUCUAUUGUUUUUAAGAGAAUAGGAGAGGAAAGUAGAAGA